Medicago truncatula (barrel medic) is the source of this 1824-nucleotide messenger RNA. Its product is annotated as zinc finger CCCH domain-containing protein 6. Gene Ontology annotation, molecular function: metal ion binding. The record is from RefSeq and is a predicted model, not a curated record. The transcript has 4 exons. Bases 96 to 1334 code for a protein of 412 amino acids. Lineage: Eukaryota; Viridiplantae; Streptophyta; Magnoliopsida; Fabales; Fabaceae.
GUCUGGUCCCUCUCUUCGUCUCUAGCAUAAGAUAUAUCAAAUACGUUUUCGUUCAUUUUUUCGGCUACUCUGUAUAUUCGCGGUGGUGUGAAAAUAUGCGUGGAUUGCGAAAAUCGAAGAGAGUUUCAUGGCCUUCCGAAUUAGAUCUUUGUCAGGUUAGGUUAUUCUUAUCUGAGGAAUCUCCUUCACAAGUUGGGUUGAAUUCUCAAGAUCACCUCCAAGAAAAGAUAUCAUCCUUGUUGCCUCAAGGAGAAGCUGGUUCUGAUGAUAUUUUACCUCCUGGAUUUGAGGGAACUCAUACUUCAAGUCAGUUUGACAUUAAGCUGUCCGACAUACCAGUUAUUAGCUGGAUUAAACCACCUAAGAUCGUGCUAGAUCUCACAUGGCAAGUGGUGGCUGGAGAAGAAAGCAAAGAGAUAUUUGAUCAACAUCAGAGGGAGAUGAGAGUCCUUGAAGCUAUUUAUCCACGAAUAUCUUCCAUUCCUCCAAAUCCUAUUUCAGUGGAUGUUGACGAUUCCCAUUACAUUGAUGGUCAUAUUGUCGUGAUCCCAAUUACGCCUGUUGAAGACGGGGAUGUUGGAGCGGAUACAUUAUCUCCUGGUAUAUUGGAUGGUUCAAACACUGUUACGACUAUGUCGAUGGUGUCUGAUGUAGCUGCUGCAUCUGUUGCUUUAACUAGCUUAGUGAAGAGCAGUGAACAUGGUAAUUUGAUUGAUCCUGAAUUACUCAAUAAUAUUCUCAACAAUCCGGAAGUGAUCGAGAAGUUGGUUAGAAAUUAUAAUGUUCAAAAUGCACAGUAUGCACAAAACACCGGAUCAUCAUCAAAUGUUUUUUCACAUCCUCCUAAUCCCUUUAAUCAAGUUGAGACCACUACAUCCUCAUCAAAUGCCUUUUCAUCCACUUCUUCCUAUACCCACACAACCGGAGGUCAGAUGGCGCCAACUAUGUCUACUCAAUGGCAUCGUAGGCCUGAAAUCAGUUCAGCUAUUGCUGCUACUCCUGUUGAGGUCCCUUCAACAAAAGAUGUAAACUACUAUAAGAGCUUGAUUCAGCAACAUGGAGGAGAUAAACAAGAAGCACUUCCAUACUCCUCCAGUAAUCGCCAGAACCAGCAACCAUUAUCAAACUAUGAUACAGUACACAAUUUUAGAGCAAAAGGAUCAAAACCAAAAAUAUCGAAGCCUUGUAUCUUUUUUAAUAGUUCCAGAGGAUGUCGGAAUGGAGCUAACUGUACCUUUCAGCAUGAUGCAUCAUUUCAGCCCCAACAAGGUAAUCCCUCGUCAGGGAUGCAUAGUUCAAAGAGAAUGAAAAUGGAUAAUGAGAUCAGCAGUUAACUGAAGCCUUACAUGGCUGGUGAUGUUGGUUGCCAUUUAUUUUGAUGGGAAGGCCUGGAUGCAUGCAAGGUCUAUAAUACACAUGAUAUGGUCAAGUUAGCGUUUUAUAUGAUAAUUGGUUUUGACCCUAAUUUGCUGCCAGUUUCUGAUCAUACAUUUAUCAUUUUUGAAUGGGUGUCUCCUCAUGACCGAAAAUCUGCAGAAAUUGCUGCCUCUCUUUCUUGGUCAUUCUUUAUGAUUGUAACUAAGGAUGAGGUUCUGCUGUUGUAACUGAUUGGAGAUACCACCAGCUGGAUGAUGUAUUUAUACAUUUUUUUCUUCUCUUUUUUUACAUUCUGACGGUAUAAAUUGAUUUGCGUUUCCGUCCAUUUUAAUUUGCUUUCAUGUUAAAAUUGACAUAAAUGGAAAGGAAACAAUAAAGUUGCUCAUUGUGGGUGAUGAAUUUGUUGGAUUGAAUCCUUGAUAUGAAAUUUUCAUUUUGAGACCAAAA